CACGUUUCUCCCUUUCCAAUUCACAUGACAAUAUUUUCGAACCUAAAAUGUUAACGUUAAACUCGAUUUGUGCAGUGCUUAUAGCUUUGAUCGUUGUCAAAGUAGAUGCUAGCUAUGUCUUAGAUGAUCAGGAUGGUUUAGGAAGACAAUAUGAUGGCAUUGGAGGUCUCAGUGGUGGAGGGGCAACUUCUAAAUUGUUGAUGAACUAUCCUGACAAACAGAGAAAUGAAAUCCUGGAUUACUUAUUCAAGCCUAACUUUGGAGCUUCCCUCCAAAUACUGAAGGUAGAGAUUGGUGGAGAUUCACAAAGUACAGAUGGUACUGAGUCAUCCCACAUGCAUGAGAGCUGGGAUGAGAACUACAAGAGAGGAUAUGAAUGGCAGCUCAUGCUGGAGGCUAAAAAGAGGAAUCCAAAAAUCAAGCUAUAUGGUUUACCAUGGGCAUUCCCAGGAUGGGUGGGCAAGGGAACCAGGAGCCCAUACAAGUUCCCAGAACUCAGUGCCAACUAUAUCACCAAGUGGUUAGUAGGAGCUAAGGUGCACUACAACCUAACCAUUGAUUAUGUUGGGAUUUGGAAUGAAAGACCAUAUGACAUAACAUACAUUAAGACAUUGAGGAAGAUGCUGGACAGCAAUCUGCUGGAGAGUGUUCAGAUUGUUGCUGCAGAUGGAGGGUGGGGGAUCAGUAGUGACAUUAUGAAAGAUCCUGUUCUGAGAGAUGCGAUCACAUACAUUGGAACUCACUACCCAGGGACUGUUUCAAGCAAUGAAGCAAAGAUGACAGGCAAACAACUCUGGUCUUCAGAAGACUACAGUACAUUUAAUGAUGAAGUUGGGGGUGGCUGCUGGGCUAGGAUUCUGAAUCAGAAUUAUGUGAAUGGAUAUAUGACAGCGACAAUUUCCUGGAAUCUAAUAGCCAGUUACUAUGAGAGUUUACCAUUUGGGCGUGAUGGUCUGAUGACAGCCGAAGAGCCUUGGAGUGGCCAUUAUGUUGUGGAUACUCCUAUAUGGGUCUCAGCCCAUACUACUCAGUUCACAAACAUUGGCUGGAAGUAUCUGAAGCAUGGCAUGGGAGUGGGGAAGCUGGCAAAAGGGGGGAGUAUGGUGACCCUUACCAGCCCUGACAUGAAGGAACUCACCAUUGUCAUAGAAACCAUGAGUCACAACCACUCCAAAUGUAUCCGUCCUGCACUGCCAGCGUAUGAUGUGGCUCCACAGAAUGUCACCAUCAACCUCAAAGGAUCUUUUGGUAGUAUAACUGAGCUGAAUAUGUGGACCAGUAAAAUAGGCUUCAAUGGUCAGGCCAGCGCAAUGUUCAAGAAUAUGGGUAAAAUCAAGGCUGGUUCAUCAUUUACAGUAGCUCUUGAUGUUGAUGAGAUAGUUACCCUGACAACUGUGAAUACAGGGAUGAAGGGGACCUACCCUGACUCUCCAGCAUCCAAACCAUUCCCAACACAGUAUAAGGAUGACUUCCAGUCCUACCCUGAAUUCUCAGAGCCGUUCAACAUAGCACCACAGAUUGGUGUGUUUGAGAUCAGGAUGUCUCAGGACCCAGCACAUGCAAAGUAUCUCAAGCAAGUAGUUCUACAGCAGCCAUGUGAUUGGUGUUCUCAGGAUAACAAUAAACCAAUAGCUAUCAUUGGAGAUGCCUGGAGUGAUUUAACUGCCCAGAUUGACUUCUCGAUUCCUAAAGUGAAUGGUAGCUCAGGACCAUUUAUUGCCCUACGUGUGGAUAGAGGGGGCUGUGGGGCAUACCAGGCCCAGGGUUUGUUCUUCUGGGUCACUACAACUACCAACAUGUACUAUCUGUCCAGUGAUCUAGCUCAUGAAAAACUGCUUGCUCAUGGUUCAGCAACUGUCAACACUGAUGCUUGGUACACACUGAAGCUUACUGCUAAGGGCAACAUGGUCACUGGUGAACUAAGUGGUAAACAGCUGUUCUCUAUUGAUGUCAGCAAAGCAGGAGCGCCAUCUAAAGGUUUUGCCGCAUUUGGAACCAUGGACUUUGGCUAUGGAGAAUUUGACAACUUCAUGAUAAACUAAAUCAAUGCUCAAGGCCAAAAAAUGUGUGUAAUAUGAUACUGACCCAAAAUCAUUGUUCAAAAAUUAAUAAGUUGAUGUAGAUUAUAUCCAAUAUUUACUCAAGUCUCAUACUUAAUUGAGUGCCUUGCACAAAACUGAAAGGUGUGAAACAAAUGAACAAAGUACAACAUUCUUUUUUCGCAACACAUAUGUAAAGGUCUUAUAUAAUGCAUGUAUCACCAUUUUGGGGUUUACAUCAAUGCUGAAUCAAUUUUGGACAUGUAAAAUAUACUUUUACAAUUAUUUGUCAUUUUCGUGUAGUCCAGAUUGUGUAUUCAUUCAUGAAUUAUAUUUAUAUAUGACCUAUAUUUGAUACAUGUGCUCAUACAUUUGUUUUGUCUGAGUACCAGGAUUGUGCCAAGCCACAAAUAUCCAAAUAAGAUAACACUAGGGCACAUAUUGUACUGUUUGUCAGAGAUUCUUUAUUUUUGAUAUAGCUUAGUUAUAAGUGUGAUCCAUUAAGAGGGGUAGGGAAUCUACAUUGUAUUUUAUGUUGCCAAAUUUCUUUGAUGUCUUAUUUUUAGUUAUUCCGUGAUUUUCAGUUUGUGAAGUUUACAAAUUAUUUCAUUAUUUACACAUCAUGAGGUUAACUAUAAACCUCAAGAUUCGAAGCCUCUUAAAACUAAUCUUGGUAGAUCUCCCCCUUAGCUACUUACACUGCCUUUUAGAUAUUGUUCAUAGUGAUUGAAUUGUUAUGUGUUACAUCACAUAUAAAUUGUGUAGUUGAUAUGGGUAGUGCAAUAUUAAAUUCAUUGUAUAGUCCCAGCUGUAGAUUAUUCAUCAGAUUGAAUUAGAACUUACAGAUCACUGUGUUAAUGAUUUGGGAGCUGAAUGAAAAAAGAUGAAUGUUCAAAUCUAACAUUCAUUAAUCAUUGACAUUAUUUUUGAGAAGUUUAUAUGAAAAUAUUAGCUCAAUAUGAUAGAUAAUUUACAAUUUUAAUUCCCACAGAUUUUAAGUACACCUGUUGAGUGUAGGUGUACAUGUUCAAUACAUAUGUAUAAAUGUAAGUA
Molecule: messenger RNA, 3092 nt
Organism: Owenia fusiformis
Lineage: Eukaryota; Metazoa; Annelida; Polychaeta; Sabellida; Oweniidae
Source: the annotation of a GenBank genome assembly